Molecule: messenger RNA, 891 nt
Organism: Psylliodes chrysocephalus
Lineage: Eukaryota; Metazoa; Arthropoda; Insecta; Coleoptera; Chrysomelidae
Source: the annotation of a GenBank genome assembly
UGGAAUGAAAUGCACGCCAAGAACGUCUACAAUGUUCGAAUACAGACGAAUCGAUACGUAUACGACUUUAUUCGAAUAAUACUUAUUAUCUUUAGUAUGUCCAUUCUUGAUUAUAAUUAAAUGUGAUAGAACUGUUGGUGUUUCUAUAAAGACCACUUAAAGGUUUUCCUAAAAAAUGAAUGCAAAACGUGGCAAAAGUAUUUCGAUUGUUCAAAAGGAAUUGUUGGUGCGAUUUAUGGAAACAAAUGAAGAGUUAAGAAAUAAAAAAUUCACGGCAAAUACCACUUAUCGCAAAGUGAAACUUUGGAAACAGCUAGCUGACGAUUUGAAUCGCAGAACGGGAGCCAAAAAAAAUUGGCGACAGUGGCGAAAGAGUUGGCACGAUUUAAGAAGCAAAUUAAAAUGCAGGCAGGCACAGCUUCAUAGACAAAAAACAGAACCUUUAAAUUUUGAAGACAAGCCAAUCGAGAAUUUAUCUUCAAUUGAAGAAAGAAUAUUAGCGAUAAUAGCCAACGAUGUUCAAGAUUCUCAAAAUUCCGAAAUUAAUAAAACAGAUGGAGUCCAAAUUAAUGAUGUAUUUGAAGAGGAUAUAACUACAAUAAAAGAAGAAAUAAAUAUUGAGGAACAUAAUGUGAAUCAAGCAGUUCAGGAAUUUAUUGAAAUUCGUAUAGAACGAGAGACCAAUCACCCUGAAGAACACGAAGGAAAGCGCGUCAAUUCAAGCGAUUUUGAAAUUAAAACCAAGGAAGACUAUUACAAACAAAAAUUAAUCCUACUUCGAGAUGACGUUCGUGCUAAAACCCGCAUUGCUAUAGCCUUAGAAACUAUAGCAGGAAAACUAAAAUAAUAUUUAUUAAUGUUUUGAAAUAUAAAAGUAAAACAAUUUUCAAC